UUGGACUUUGGUGGAAAGGGGAAAGGAAUCCUGCCAGAGGACUGAAUCCUGACAGAAAGCACACUACUUGUUAGCCUAAGAGUGGGAAAUGAAUAACUUGGAAAUGGAUCUGUCUUCUAAUGGCUCGCCAGUAAUCAUCAUAGAAAACAUUGCCUCGCAGCUAGCGUGUAGCCCAGUGGAUACGAAAGUUGCUUUGCGGAUGGAUGAAGAAGAUGAGCUCAGACACUUCCGUGAACAUUUCCACAUUCCCAAAGCGAAGGAUCUGCCUCCAACUGAUUCAACUUUUGUAAACGAAGAUGAAAACUGCAUCUACUUUGCUGGUAAUUCUCUUGGUCUUCAGCCAAAGAAAGUUAAAACCUACUUGGAUGAAGAACUUGACAAGUGGGCUAAAAUAGGUGUUCACGGUCAUCUGAAUGGUACACGUCCUUGGAUUUUUGGAGAUGAGUGCAUUGUCGAACUUAUGGCUGAUAUUGUAGGGGCUCAUAAAGAUGAAGUAGCUUUAAUGAAUGGCUUGACGGUUAAUUUACAUCUCCUACUGCUAUCUUUCUUUAAGCCAACCACAAAUCGCUAUAAAAUCCUGAUGGAAGCAAAAGCUUUUCCCUCAGACCAUUAUGCUGUUGAGUCUCAGCUCCAACUUCAUGGGCUGAAUGUGGAGAGGAGCAUGCUUAUGAUAGAACCCCGAAAGGGGGAGGAGACCUUGAGAAUUGAAGACAUCCUUGCUGUAAUUGAGAAGGAAGGAGACUCUGUUGCCGUAAUUCUGUUCAGUGGUGUGCAGUACUACACCGGACAGCAGUUUGACAUCCCCAGAAUAACCAAGGCUGGCCAAGAGAAGGGUUGCAUUGUUGGAUUUGACAUGGCUCAUGCUGCUGGAAAUGUUGAACUGCAUCUGCAUGACUGGGGAGUAGAUUUUGCCUGCUGGUGUUCAUACAAGUAUCUAAAUUCUGGAGCAGGUGGUCUAGCUGGUGCUUAUAUUCAUGAGAAACAUUCCCAGACUGUAAAACCAGUGCUAACAGGAUGGUGGGGUCAUGAGUUCAAAACCAGAUUUCUCAUGGAAAAUAAAUUGCAACUGAGUCCUGGGAUCAAUGGAUUUCGAUUAUCAAAUCCUCCCAUAUUAUUGGUGUGUGCUCUUCAAGCUAGUUUAGAGGUUUUUGGUCAAACUACAAUGAAACUUCUGAGAAAUAAAUCCAUCCUUCUUACUGGCUACUUGGAAUACUUGAUAAAACAUUACUACAGUGAAGAUAAAGAUAAUCCUGAGAAGCCCCAUGUGAAAAUCAUCACACCUUCUAGCAUUGGAGAAAGAGGAUGCCAGCUCACACUGCUCUUCUCCAUCCCAGUUAAAUCAGUGUUUAAAGAACUGGAAAAAAGAGGAAUUGCUUGUGACAUGCGAGAACCCAAUGCUCUUCGUGUUGCCCCAGUUCCUCUCUACAAUUCUUUCCAUGAUGUGCACAGAUUCAUUGAAAUCCUGGGAUCGGCAAUUACAUCUGCGGAGCAAACAGCAGACACUACAGCACAUUCCUGAUCUUAUUGACAGCGCAGCUGUAUCUUUUAAUCUAUUGCUGACUAAGAUGCAUCAAUGCUUUUGAGCAAUUUUUUUGUUUCAACUCUGUUCUACCA
This is a messenger RNA of Euleptes europaea (tarantolino), 1614 nucleotides long. RefSeq names its product kynureninase (gene KYNU). NCBI's taxonomy places the organism in Eukaryota, Metazoa, Chordata, Lepidosauria, Squamata, Sphaerodactylidae. Gene Ontology annotation, cellular component: cytoplasm. The coding region runs from base 89 to 1519 and encodes 476 amino acids. Gene Ontology annotation, molecular function: kynureninase activity; pyridoxal phosphate binding. The transcript has 14 exons. The record is from RefSeq and is a predicted model, not a curated record. Gene Ontology annotation, biological process: NAD+ biosynthetic process.